UAAUACCUUAAGACUUUGGUCUUACUCAUCACACCUCUACAUCGACAUGCCUUCAAUCAAGUCAAUCUUCCUCUUCGCGGCCGGUGCUGCUGCCCAAGUCACCACUUCCGUCUGGCUACCUGGCGGUUCGGAUUUCUACUACGACUCCUACUCCUAUGGUGAUUCGAGCGACUUUGUGGAGAAAUUCGAAGGAUCGGUUGUGUCAAAGGACGGUGAUAAGACAGUCAUGGCGCUGAACGGAAUACGCGCAGCCACCAGCGGCGAAGAUUCGUAUAGGCUGUCCACGCAAACAGUGACGUUCAUCGGCACCACGUCCUUUGCUUUCGUCUCCGUAGACGACUAUCACGUCGGCCACGAGGAGACCUACAGCAUGGGAUGCUCCUUGGCUGAGAGCACAAAGGCUGUUUGCAAUAUGGGGAUGGUAGGCUCAGGUCUUUACGAAAGUUACUGUAGCUACUACACCGCCACGUCGUCCACAUAUGGGCCGGAAACGUACACAUUCACCGAUGUCUACACCUACUCGAACCCUCCUCAAACCGUCACAUCGAUCGAGACCUGGACAGACGACUCUUACAACUACUACACUCCCAGGGUUCCCAGCUACUGCCAGUCUGGUUCUACUCUUCCUGAAAGCAUCUAUCGCUCCACCAUGACGGUGAGACCUCAGACUUACGACGUUAUCGUCACUGCCGCUGCUGAGAAACUUACCGCCACUGCUGGCCCCACUCCUACCGGUACCAACGCAACAAACUCCAACAACGGAUCUGGAAGUCCCCAGAACACUGGCGGGCCCAACCCAUCUCAAUCCGGAGAAGCUCCUCCCGCGAACAAUGCCGCCCCUAUGGUCACACUCGCCCCUGCUAUGGCAGGUUUGGGCGCCGCCAUUGCUGCUGUCAUGCUGUAG
Molecule: messenger RNA, 904 nt
Organism: Periconia digitata
Lineage: Eukaryota; Fungi; Ascomycota; Dothideomycetes; Pleosporales; Periconiaceae
Source: the annotation of a GenBank genome assembly